CCCUAAAAAUCCCUCUUCCCCUCCCGUGACUUCGGCCGCCUUCACUGCCAGAACCCUUCUUCUCUUCCUUCACCUUAUUUUCUGGAGUUCGGAGGCACUCGAAGCCUUCCCUACCCCGAUACUUACGUAACAUUGGUGCUUUCAUUGACGACAUGACUUUGGAAGCUAAUCCCCUCAUGCAACACUUGGCGGCCAUUGAUGCCCGCUUCAAGGAACUACGUGAUGCCAUCCACGACACCACCAAGCAACUGCAGGACGAGUUUGAAACACAGCUGGCCCUCCACGCUUUCAAACUGGACAGCCAAUAUGCUCGGGUGGAGGCUCUGCUCUUGCCCUACAAAGGGGGACCGCCCCAUGCACGUAACCGUGGCCAGGGUUUUGAGGAUGGGUACGAACGCGGCAGCACGUCGUAUAUCCCAAAACCUAAGCUCGAGCCACCCAAAUGCGACGGCUCAGACCCUCUUCGUUGGCUUUACAAGCCACUGCCAUUCCCAAGUGACUUCGUCGACGGCCACCCACCGGCCCAUCCCGUGAGGGUGUAUGGGCAACGUACCACCUUGGUCGCGGGUCAAGCCGUGCGGCAAGCGCUAGUGGAGUGGUCCGACGGUGAAAUGGAGCAUGCCACCUGGGAGCCCAUCGAGAAUCUACGCCAGCACUUUCCAGAUUUGCACCUUGAGGACAAGGUGCUAGUUGAUCCGGUGGGGAAUAUUAUGAAUGAUGUGGACCGCGGACGAGGAGUUGGCCAUGGUGAUUUGGGGUCUAACGUUGAGACUGAUAUGGGUUGGGACGUGGAGACUGGGGAGACGGACGUAGUAUCCGACGUGCGCAAGAGUUCGAGGGUUGGGCAUCUUCCCGCAUGGCAAAAGGAUUAUUUAAUUUAGCAUUUUUACGCUUUAAUAAUUAUUAUUGUACUUUAGAUUUUGUUAGGUGAGCGUAAUUAUAAGCUCUUUCGAGGGUUUCUUUGCGGUCCUCGCUUUUCUUUGAACCGCCAGGGUAAAAAACGUAGUAAUUAGGGUUAAAGGAUUUUUGGCUUCUCCUCAUUAUAAAAGGAGUUGUACGUCAAUUGGCCAGGAUAUCAAUAAGAAUAUUAAGACCCU
Messenger RNA from Cuscuta campestris, 1097 nucleotides. The record is from the annotation of a GenBank genome assembly. Lineage: Eukaryota; Viridiplantae; Streptophyta; Magnoliopsida; Solanales; Convolvulaceae.